Cydia strobilella is the source of this 1587-nucleotide messenger RNA. It is a transcript of the gene veli, whose product is annotated as protein lin-7 homolog C. The transcript has a single exon. Gene Ontology annotation, cellular component: synapse; cell-cell junction; basolateral plasma membrane. The coding region runs from base 134 to 730 and encodes 198 amino acids. The record is from RefSeq and is a predicted model, not a curated record. NCBI's taxonomy places the organism in Eukaryota, Metazoa, Arthropoda, Insecta, Lepidoptera, Tortricidae. Gene Ontology annotation, molecular function: protein binding. Gene Ontology annotation, biological process: maintenance of epithelial cell apical/basal polarity; protein localization to basolateral plasma membrane; neurotransmitter secretion.
GCGUACAUUAUUUUACAAAUGUAGUUUCUAAAUGUGCGCACUUGCUCAACUUUCGUAGUUGUAUCGAUUAAUUAAAUAAAAUAAAUUCUUCGAGAUCCCUGACCUGUUAACAGUGCUAUAUUUAUAAAACAAUAUGAGCACUACGGGGGAGCAGUUGACCUUAGCCAGGGACAUAAAGAGAGCCAUUGAGCUGCUCGAGAAGCUGCAACAGAGUGGUGAAGUGCCAGCGACUAAACUCGCUGCUUUGCAGAAGGUGUUACAAAGUGAUUUCCUGAAUGCUGUGCGAGAAGUGUACGAGCACGUCUACGAGACUGUAGAUAUCCAGGGCUCGGCUGAUAUUAGAGCUUCAGCCACUGCAAAGGCGACCGUGGCAGCAUUCGCAGCCGCCGAAGGCCAUGCUCAUCCCAGAGUUGUAGAACUCCCGAAAACCGAGGAAGGCUUAGGUUUCAACGUUAUGGGUGGUAAGGAGCAAAACUCCCCUAUUUACAUCUCCAGAAUCAUCCCCGGUGGUGUUGCUGAUCGUCAUGGUGGACUGAAAAGAGGAGACCAGCUGCUGUCAGUUAAUGGCGUAUCCGUGGAAGGUGAGAACCACGAGAAAGCUGUAGAGCUACUAAAGCAGGCUGUUGGCUCUGUAAAGCUGGUAGUCAGGUACACUCCUAAAGUUUUGGAAGAGAUGGAAAUGAGAUUUGACAAGCAGAGGACUGGUCGCAGACGAACCAACUACAAUUAAAAAAUAAAUCCUCAUGCUUGAUGUUCAAGCUAAGGCUAUUAUCAUUUUUAGCAGCACUGGAACAAUUUGUUAUGGUAAAAUGGAUCCUUAUUGAUGAGUGUCUUAGUAUGUUACUUAUCUGUUUAAUAUUUGACCUAAUGUUCAUAUUGACACAUGCAACAUUUACGCACUUUGAAUCAUGGUUUAAUAUUGGAUGUUUGCCCUGUCAAUAUGUAUAAGUGAGAGACACUUGGAGCUUCCCUACAAUAUACUAAUAUUGAUGCAUUUACUUGUAUGAAUUGAAACCAGCAGUUGGUUAUCAUUGUGAAGUGUUUGCCAUGAGUAAAGUUUGACAGGACUAUGCUCAGGAUAGAGUGGAUGGUACAAGACACAGUUUUUGCUCCCUUAUGUGAUGGUCUGAUCAAGUGAAAAUUGUCACUGGGUCAGUCAUAAAUUGCAUAUCCCGUAAUCAAAACAAAUUUCACCUUUGGUCACACUUCUUGAUUGUAGAGUAUGCUUUUUACAUUCAUAGGCAUCCUUGGUAUUGAAAGAGAAAAAUUAUAACCAACUGUUAUUGAAUGUGUUGAAAAUGUGAAAAGGAAAAGUAUUAUAUGCCUUAUUUAUAAGUCAUUAAUAGUUUUGUAUCAUUGAUGCCAAAUAUAUUUGACUCAAUUUACUAUAAAACAUUUACUUGUUAGAUGUAUUAGAUUGAAUGCACAUAUUGUAUUAUGCUAGAUGUUAAGAAUAUUAUAACAAGUUAACUUACAAUUUUUAUUCUACUCAAUUUAUAAGUCAUCUAUAUUAAUAUUAUGAAAAGGUACUUAAUUACGUUUAAAUUAUAUGAGUUAUACAAAUAAAAAAGGAAAAUAAAUUAAUAA